GCAAUAACCUAUCUGCAGAACCGUGAAACAUCACUGCAAUGUCAUCUACUACCGACAAAGAUGAAUAUCAGCUGCGUGAUAUCCUACAGACCAAAAGAUGGUUUGGAUUCGAUCUAGACGAUACUCUCCAUGAAUUCCGUAAAGCCAGCCGCGCAGCAACCACAAGCGUUCUUACACGCAUCGCCAGCAAAAACCCAUCAACUACGCUCCAAGAUCUCCAAUCCCAAUACGGAAUCAUUCUAAAGCAAGGAACCGCCGAUGCAUUCACCGACGGGAAGACCUCACAUGACUACCGUCGCGCUCGCUUCGCUACCACAUUGAGCCAUUUCGGAUUGAGUCACGAUAGUGUCGAUGAGCUGCCAGAGGACUACGAGCGAGUUCUUGUAGAUAACCUGACACUCAAACCAGCAGCCAUUUCUCUUCUUGAAGCAAUCAAGGCGUCUGGAAGAAAGAUCGCAGUGAUUACAGAAGGACCGCAGGACGCACAGCAGCGAGCAGUGAGAGACCUGGGCAUCGACAAGUACAUCGACUUUCUCGCGACCACAAACUUCUUCGGUGUGGCCAAGAUCGACGGACUCUUCGGUAAGGUACUCGAUCAUCUAAAAGUCACACCGCAAGAUAUCGUGUACAUCGGCGACUCGCAGGAGCGCGAUAUCGAGCCCGCUACCAAAGAGGGGAUCCUCGCCAUUCACUUACACGAAGCUCAAACAGCGCCACUUGUGCUCCUACCUCCCAGCAUCAACUCGCUCGGGGUGCUAGCCAAGCUCAUCUAAUCUCUACCGCACACAUGUCUGAGACGAGACAUGCUUGUGCCCGUCGACAAAAAACACAGCGUUGCAAGGCUGAGAAGGAAUCUACCCGCAUACAUACAUAUGUAGCUCAGUCGAUACACCCGUCAAACGUGUCCGUCUCUCACAGGAUAGUUCCCGACUUUCUCACUUACAACAAAAUGCUGCGUCUAGCAAACAAAUCAGACAGGUGCAACGUUUUGUGCAACGUGAAGCAAUUUUCAGCCGAUGUCGUACAUGAAUCAUCCCACGGCACUGGGCCGAGACAUACAAGUGUCAUAGAGUUCUACAACAGGGUAUAUCUUGCUGUUUGAGAUGUUGAACCUAGCAUUCUAUAAUUAAGUAUUUACUGCAC
This is a messenger RNA of Fusarium verticillioides 7600, 1143 nucleotides long. RefSeq lists its product as hypothetical. The record is from RefSeq and is a predicted model, not a curated record. The transcript has a single exon. Lineage: Eukaryota; Fungi; Ascomycota; Sordariomycetes; Hypocreales; Nectriaceae. Bases 39 to 773 code for a protein of 244 amino acids.